Molecule: messenger RNA, 889 nt
Organism: Saprolegnia diclina VS20
Lineage: Eukaryota; Oomycota; Saprolegniomycetes; Saprolegniales; Saprolegniaceae
Exons: 1
Coding region: 6-839 (277 amino acids)
Source: RefSeq, a predicted model, not a curated record
CUCGGAUGGUGGCGACGAAGAAGCGUCCAGUGACCGCGCGCCGCCAAGAGCAGUGUCGUAACAACCAGCGACGGUACCGCGAGCAAGCCCGGAGCCUCAAAGAGCAGCUCGAGGCCCAGGUCCUUGAGCUCAUGCGGACCACGGCACGGCUCGAGGGCCACGUCGAGACGUACAAGCAAACGCUGGCGUGGAAGGCGAGGCAAGGACCGAUGGGCCGCGACCUCGAGCGGUGUCGCAACUACUGGCGCGUCAUGGCAUCUGGCUACGCGGCGCACGAUCCCAACUUGGCCGCACACCAAGUGGCGACGAUCCGAGGGCUCUUCGCCGAGACAGUAGCCGUCAUGGGCACGACGGGUGUUGAAAAGAUCCUGGACCAGAACCGCCAGUAUGCCUACACGUUUGCCACCAUUCACAUGCAGCUCGAUACGGCCGAGGUCAUGGAGCUCGACCAUGGUCACGUCGUGCGAAGCUGCGGCUCGCUGCGCUUGGGGGUGACCGCCGAAACGCUCAGUAGCGUCUGCCCUCACGUGCUGGAGCAGCCGCGUCUGCGCGCGCGGCUCGAAGGCCGCAUCCUCGACUGCCCGCUGCAGCUCACCUUUGCCUUUGCGCCGCACCACCCCGCGUAUCCAAGCGAGACUCGUGUGACGCGUCUCGAGUCGAGCUUGGACUUUACACGGGGCCUUGUCGCGCUGCUCUACGAUCUACAGGACGUGGUUGAUGUCAUGCACGGUGCGUUGAUCGCACCGUCGGGCGAGAUCACUUUGGCACCUCGGACGUACUACAGCCCGGACCUUGCCACACCACACAACACGGGACCGCCCCACAUCUACAGUAGCUAACCUCCCAUACUUAUCUUUCUCUAAAUUCGAGCCAACGUAUUCGGAACCGC